UAUAAACUUUUUUACUUUUAUUAUUUCAGUGGGGAGGGGAUGGGGUCAUGUCAGUCAGAAAACAUUUUGAAAUGGUUUGAAACUGUGUGUAAAGUGUGUUGGAAGUUGCUAAGUGGUCAAAUUCUGAAAUACUGGAUGAAUAUGGUCUGGGCUAUUUGCAUGUCGUGAGACACUUUAAUACUUAACUUAUCAUCUUAAACUUUUAAAGCAAGAAUAUACCUCUUAAUGAGUAGAUUGUGAUGAUAUUUAAAAUUUUUGAAUUCGGACAAUAAUUAUUUGAAAUACUGAAAAUCAAAUUUUUGAUGCCCCUGGAAGCCGUUAUAUAAGCAGCCUGCAACUGGGGCCAGGUGAUCAUUUUAGCUGUUUAGUAAUAUACGAGGCAGUACCCAAAAGAAACUGAAAUAAUUUUUUGGUGGGCAUAGCUUUUGUAUUACCAAGUCUUAGCACUAGGAACGCAUAGAGCAAACCUUCCAGUCAGUCAGCCAAGUUCCAUUGCUGAAGAAACGGAGGACUAGUUUUGGCACAGUUUGUAGUGACAACUGUUUUUUGUGAUUGUUGGUUUACAAUGGCUGAUUUUCAUAAACAGCAUGCAGUGAUGAAAUUUCACUUUUCACUCAGAAAAAGUGGAACAAAAGCUCUUGAAAUGUAAAAGAAAGCAUACAAACAUAAUGUUCUGGGAAAAACUCAAGUGUUUGAGUAGUUUUACUGUUUAAAAAAUGGUGAAAUGUCUGUUGAUGACAAACAGCGUUCUGGUUUUGCUUCCAUGACCUGAACAUAUGAAGAUGUUGAAAACAUUCAUGCAAUUAUCAACGAAAAUCAAUGAAGGGCCAUUGAAGACAUUGUGGAGCUGUUAGGAGUGACUUGGAAUUCAGUGCAGGGAAUUGCAACAGAAGAUUUGGUAAUGUGAAGGGGAGCUGCCAUACUCUUACCACAACUUCCAACUGCUGAACGAAAGCAAGCUCACAAGGAAGCAUGCUGUGCUGUGAAAGAAGAAUCCCAAAAUAAUCCAAACUUAAAAAAAAAAAAAAAAAAAAAAAAAUUAUCACAGAUGGCCAAAUUUUGUACUAUUCUUAUGAUCCUGAAUCAAAGCAACAAUCGGGAACUGAAGAUGUGUGCUUAAGAUAUGAAUAAACUAAUUUAAAAAGUUCGUUUUCUUUUGGGUACACCAUUAUGCUAUCCAAAACAUCCAGCAUUCCCUUACAAAAUGAGGAAGUGUGCUAGAAGAGGAAUAUGGAGACCAUUCGUGUCUCGUAAUUGGAUAUUUCAAUGACAUGGCGCAAAAUUAGCAUUGCAGCAUUAUUUUUGUACUCAAAAAUAUCUGACUACAUUCACUUCUUUGUGAUUUUCACAGUCUCAGGAAGAAUUUUCCGUAAUCAUGUAUAGGGACUAGAAAAAUUCUCAUUUUGGGAUAAAUGCAAAUUAGAUGCGAAUUUUGUCUCGAAUUGCCAAAUAACAUAAUAGACACUAUUUCAUAGCGAAUUGUGUCCAGAUGAAGUAUUUUAUCAGAGAUAGUCUGAAAUACCUUUUAUUUUCUGCAUAUAAAUAUCGAAAAUGUAACCAAUUAUCAGUUACUGGUAUUGUACAUCUGGUGAAGCUCAAUUUGGAAAGAUAGUGUGUGUAAGAACUUGUUUGCAAAAUAAAAAACAUAUUGUAUGCAAUGAUGUAUCAAUGUGCUCAAUGACCUGGCACCAUGCCAUUAGUGGCGGUUGGAUCAUCUACUUAAGAUACAUGCUGUGUAAUGCAAUGUUGUUCUCAGUUGUGAGACCUAGAAUGUUAGAGCAAAGAAAUGCCUAAAGCUCAAAUGGUUAUAUAAUGUGGACACACACAACAUGACAGAUUAGGUGGCAGACGUUUUGAAAGGUGGUUGCUUCAAGUACCGCUAGCGGUCGAGCCUGAACCAUGCCAUUAAAAAAUUCUCACCUAAACAACCAAUUGAAUGGUAGCCGACCCCGAUUACUUUCUGUUGUGCAUUUCUUAUUGUUUUUGUAUUUUGAAGUAUGUGAAGCAACAAAUCCUGGUCCAUCACGGAUUUCAAUUACGACAAACACCAGAAGAAAUCGGCGAUCCCUGUAACAAUGUGUCAGUUCUUGCAGGCUGCUCCUCUCCCCUCUGGCAGUCAAAAUUCUAAUUUGUUUGCACUUCCGGCCAUCUGCCACUAUAGCCAACAGUGCCUGCACUCUGCGCUAUAUCGAUUAGAAAAUAAAAUCUGUAACAUUUUUUGACUGCGCCGAAGUUUCUCUCCUAUGUUAAAAUAGAGUUACCAUAUGUUUAGUUCUAUUUGCAAGCUAAGACCGUUUUCACACUGGGACACGGUGACAGUUGCCGGUGAUGGUCACUGGUGAAUGUGGUGAACACGGCUGGAUCACUGGAGUCAGACACCACAGGUAUUGCCAACUGAUUAGUUAGUGAAAUGGGCCAGUACAGGGGUAGCAACUAAAUUUAACUAGCCUUUCAUGGUCUGAAAAACAAAUCGUUAAAUUUGAAAAAAAAGAACAUACAACCUACCAAUUUUGUUUUUCUCAUCCAUGCUCUUCUCUUUGAAAUCAGGCACAAGCUUCGUUAUAAUUUCUUGCCACACAUUUGUUUUCAUCACUUUGUUGCUAUAGUUAUCACUUCUCACAUCCCAAAUAGCAGGACGACUUACAAAAUCUUCUGUGAUAAUCAAAUCUCAACUCAUGGCUACAAUGCCUCCAGUGUAAUGUACAAUGUAAUGUUUUGUGUCACUGUCUCAGAAAUGACUGCCUGUUAGUUGGCAAAUCUGCAGCACUGUGUCUGUGAUUUGUGUUACAGUGUGAACACUGCAAUUGAAACCAAUGCAUGUCCGGUAGUGACUGCUGCAAACACAGUGACCUUGUCCAUCACACAUGGUGAGGGUGAGUUGCUGCUGGGUCACAGUGGCUCAGUGAGGCAGUGUAGUGUCCCGGUGUGAAUACUCCAGUUCAGACGAAUGUAUCUCUGUCGGUGACAGUCACUGGUGACCGUCACCAGUGUUCCAGUGUGGAAAGGGUCUAAGUCAGUUCUAUCUAUGGCGCUGUCAACAUGGAUUGCACAGCUCUGAAUGCCCAUAAAAGAUUGAAGUUGAUAGUCUGCUGGUUUUGUAUUCAUUUAAUUGGGCGGGAAAAGGCAUAUAAUGUCCAGAAACACGGUAAGUCGAAGAUGCAUUCAAUUCACUGGUGGGAAAAUGUUGCUGCUUUUCAACAAAGCAGUCAUUUUUGAAACAUUAAAUGCAUCCAAAUGAAGAAAAGACCAUUUUGUAAGAAAAAGGUGUUCAAGUUUUUGCAAAAGCAAACAUUUCAGCCUAAAAGUUUCCAAUCAGCACUUUAUUUCAGCAGUCAGUUUCAAAGAACUAAGGCUUUGUUUGUCUUCACUCAUGUGGCAUUACAACCUUUUAAUUUGUGCAUCUAAUCAAUAAAAAACUUAGAUUUUGACAAAAAUGAUGCAAAAUUUGAAAAAAAAAAAUAGGAUGCGAAUUCUACAAAAAAUAGAUGCUACAUUUCCCGGUCCCUAUUUCAUGUAUAUAUGGGCAGGUUUACCAGACUCCUAUAAAGCAGCAAUGUAGAUUCAAGUCUGUGGAGAAAUCAGAAUAACUAAGUAACUGAAGGCAAUAUCGUGGCCCCGUGACAGUGGAAUGUUGACUUGAGCAACCAACAAUUCAAAAACAAUACAAGAUUGCAUUCUGGAAUAGAAGAUUUUCGUGUAUGUGAAUAUGUCAUCAUUUGCUGCCCAUGCUGAAAGUUUUGAGGAGGUGGAAAUGAGAGAGUCAGUGCUUAACGUGGUGGCAUAUUGUAAUGUGAAACACCUGAAGCCUGACUCUGGAAAAAUGUGAUUUUGUGUGUUCUACAUGAGUGGAAGUCCAGAGGAGCUUGAAUAUAAACUGGAGAGAACAGCUACUGUUUUGCUGUGACACUGCAGAGUGCACAGAAAUAAAACAUGACAACAGCCACACCUUCAUAACUCACUACACGGACAAACUUUUGAAUUGUGUGCAGGGAAAGAUAUCAUCUACAAGCUCAAUAGUAGAGUAUGGGGUGUGCACUCUGGCACUCUCCAUAUGUCAAGCCUUUCUCUGUGUUUCACCAUAGCAGAAUACGCAGCAUUUAACAGUACAAUUUCUGUUCAUGCCACAUAGGUUAUCACUGCUCUGAAUGAUGCAGUACACUUUGUAACAGAAUCAUUGCGAAUCAUGAGGAGAGAAAAAUCACAUUUAGCGAAGGCAUUGAAAUGGGAGUUCAUGGCCUACGAACAUUUGUGGAAAGGCACUGUCCUGAUGUCUGCCGCUGGGUAGACAUGUCAACUUUAGCUUUACUUUACAGAAUUAAGAAUCGCAUAAAACCAGUGAUUGUUGUUGAUGGACCAUCAUGCCUUAAAACAAUAUAUGGUCAGCUAAACUGGACAUGUGGUGGACAGUACAAAGAGUUUAAGGAGGAGUGCAUUACAUUUGUGAAGUUAUUUGAAGACCAUGAUAUAAAAUUAGUUUUCUUCUUUGAUGGUCCAGCACUAACUGGAAAAAGAGAAACUUUGACUGAACGAAGAAGACAAGAUAUGGAGGCAGAUAGAAGGUUCUUUCACUGGUUGGAUAAUAAUCAUGCACAGCUUGAUCAGCAUCGCAACUGGAUGAAGAAGCCUAUAGGCCUUCAUUAUUAUGCCAGAUAUAUUUUCCAACACUUUUGUGGCUGUGAGGUUUAUGCAUCCGUUAAUGAAUGUGAUGAGGAAAUUGUCAACUAUGUCCGCAGACAUUCUUGUCUUGGCAUUCUUGCACGAGACACUGACUUCAUGAUACAUACUGGAAUACACUACUAUUUUGCAGUGGACAUGAUCAAAUUUCCUACACUUUUUACAAUACGUUAUGAUAGCGAGAAACUAGCACACAGCUUAAGACUGUCUGAGGCGCAUCUCCCACUUCUUGCUUCACUUAUGGGAAAUGACAUAGUCCCAUUAAGAAAACUAAGGCACUAUCAUGAAAGCAUUAGCAGACGAGGGAUGUACUGGUACAAGAACAUCGCACUCAACAUUGCCGAUGAUAUAAGGAAUAUUCCAAUGGGAGACACCAUUUACAUUUUGCUCCGACUGAUAUGUUUUGAACUUUUACAUGAUCCAAAUAUGAGUGAUGUUUUGGCUGAAAGUAUUUGGAGCUACCUGCCACACCCAGACAUACCAAUUACAGGUAACACUGGCAGUGACUGGGAACGAAUACUUUUGACAGCUGCUGAGAAACACAGAAAAAAUGAAAUACCAGGGAUAAUUCUCCGUGUGCUCAAAGAAGUUCCACAUGACUGUGGUGCUAGGAUGGAAGAUUUUACAGACACUGUUUUCCCACCAGCAUCAAUUGUUCUGGAGAAAACAAGAGAGAGACUUAAUACUGUGUUGCUGCUUGAGUGUCCUCAAACUCAGACUUCACAUGAGGUGUCUGUCAAUGGCAAAGACAAUAGGAAUGGCAAACAUCCUGUUACAGUUCAGAGAUUUCAUCCAUUCUAUAAAGGAUAUCGUCUGGAGGCCUGGAGGCAGUCCUUCGGCUGUCAGAGAAGGACCAGAGAAUUACCCUACAGCUCAGAGCUGUUUAGAGAUCCGUUUACCUCGCGAGGGACAUCCCAUUCUGCGGACAACGCUCGGACGCGGCCAAGAAUGGUCCGGAAACAAGUGAGACAUCCUGGACUCAAUGUACUUUGGGACUCAAAGGCCAAAGAUGAUGAUACCGUGAAGGAUAGAUGGGGUCUAAUUGCUUGGACAUUGUCUAAUUAUAUGCAACCUGAAAAACUAAAGAUUAUGCCAAAUCAUCUCAUUAUUCCAGCUGCAACACUGUUUUACCUCCUCCAUGAAGUUGACGAGGUAUUCAUCAUGGAAACUGAAGUAGAUUUGUUCAUUAUUGUGGCUAUAACUAUUAAUGAACAUGACUCUGAAUACCUAAAAGCCAUACCUGUCUCAAAGCCUAAUGCUCGAGGGUAUCGUUUGACAAAUAUUUAUCUUAAAACUGCAAUGCAUGUUUUCAAUACCAUUGGAGCAUGUGGCUUUCCAGUACCACCUCAAGAGUGUUUGCCAGAUACCUAUUUCGAUGGAAAAUAUUUUCAAGAUUUGUGGAAGAAGAUGUCCUUCGGGUUUGAUAUAAAAUCACUCAUCAAUAACCGGGAUGAUUACAAAGCACAGUACUUGCAAGUCAAAGAGUUUCUCACAAAGCAAAACACAAGUCUUGAAAUGUCUACUUUCUGAAAAAAGAAAUGUGUAUAUUACUGUAAUUGCGAGAAAAAUAAGGAAGAUGUUCUUGAAUACAAAUAAGAAGUGAAACAUGCAGUGGAUCUUAGCAUAUGUAUUGGACUGUUAUAUGUGGCAUAAAUGCUCUAUGGGGCAGCACUACCGUUUAGUUGAACUGUACAAACACUAUUUGUGUUGACUACAGAAUUUUCAUGAUUUUUCACCUGAUCUAAGUGUUUAAGGACCAGACUUCAAAUUCAGUAUUUGGAGGUUCAGACGUCAGCAAAUCCUUUUUCUGACACUUAUCACAUUUCAGGCAAUGCAUUUUUAUAUGUGAAAAAUAUUAAUGUCCACCUCACAUUCUCCUUCUACCAGAUAAUAUUAUUUUACCUGACAUCUGUUACAUGUAGUGAAAUCCAUUGUCAAUGACUAAUUUCUUCAAACAGCCUUUUUACACUUUCUUCAAAAAUAUGUGCAUGUAUCUGAUGUAGAAUAUAUUUUCAUUGUGUUUCAUCAUGUUUCAUAUUUGCUCCAAAACUGUGAGUGAAAAUACGUAUAUCAUAUCAUUUCUCAGGAAGAAACUGUUUUCAGCAGUACAAUUUCAGUCAUGUGUUUUCAAAAUCUAGAAUGGGCCAGUUUGUAUUUACCCUACAUGUUAUCAACUUUUGAAAUAUAAUCUGAUAUUAAUAUUUGACCUGUUGUGUUACAUAGAAUAUUGUUUGGAUUAUGUAUCAUGCUUUAGACAUAGGUAGACCAAUAGACUUCAGGCCCAUAAUGGAAUAUGGUAUCUUUAAAAUAUGAAACUUGUUAACAUUUGUGUUAUGUUAACUAUUAUUAAACUGCAACAAUGUACCUUAUUUUGAACAACUCAGUACCUUAUAAUGAUCUAACUAAUUGUGUUAGAAGGCUUAAUUUUUUUCUCGCCCUUGCAUCAGUACUAGCCAUGUAGCAACACUUUCUGUGUUAAAUAAAAUCUUACAACACACUUAAAAUUUUAAAAAUAAUGGUACUCUGACAUCUUAUUGGAGAAAAAAACUUUUUACAAAUUGCAGAUAUUAUAAUUUUAUGGUUAUUUUAAGACUUCCUACCUCUCAAAACUGUAAAAACAUUGCUUUCUGCAACAAAUCAUAAACGCCCAGAUCGCAUAAUAAUUGAAGGGUCAUUCCAUCUCACACUGCCAAAAUUCAGAACAUCUUCCUGCUUAACCAUCAAAGAUUUGGAUGAAAUUUGAUGCAGAUAUUCAUAUAAGUCUCUGAUGAGCAUUUAACAGUAAUCAAAGCAAUACUGGCUAAGAUAUAGUCACAUGUUUCACUCCAUGCAUGACUUUGAGCAGGGUGACCAUGAAUUUCUGUUUAAUUUUAAUUUGGCCAAGUUGUACAACUGUAAACGUUAACAAUGAAAAGAAUUUUACAAGCCAUAUUCAGCCAGAAAAUUGUAGACAAAAUAUUCCAAAAACAUUGGCACUUCCAGAAAUUUCAAAUGUGUAUCGUAAAAUUAUUUUCAUUAUUAUUCUAAAAUGAGCACUUACAGUUGUACAAGCUGGUUGAAUUCAUUUCAUCCAACAAAUUAUUGCCUGAGAUAUAACAGCUCAAAGUCAAUAGAACUUCACACUCGCUCUGCUCAAAGUUGCGCAUGGAGUUAAGUAAGUGACUAUGUCCUGUCCAGUAUUGCUUUGAUGAAUGUUAAACUUUACCAAUGUAUAUCAGGGAUAUGUAAGAAUGUUCACAUUUUUUUUUCCAAAAUCAGUGAUGGUUAAGCAGGAAGACCUAAGUUAGUUGACAUGGAAUGUCCCCAGAUGAAACUACAUCAUUCCAGAGACAUUUCAAGUCUUAAACAUCUAAUAUGGCCAUUGCUUCAGUCUGCAUAUAUGCAUAGUAGAUUUUUAGGACUUGAAAAGUUCUCUGGAACCGUGCAGUUUCAUUUGAUUGAAGCACCUAUGUCUGAGUUUAGGCAGGAUCCUCUGUUUUAUUCAAUGCUGAAGAUGGAGAGCCUCUACAAUGGUGCUUGACUGUGGGAAGAGUACCAGCAGGGCUGAAGUAUGAGUAGGACUUUGGGUUGAGGGGGGAGGUAGUCUGUGCAGUUGUGCAAAGCCACUGUGCCAGGGUGACAUAGUGAUUUGCACAUCUGCCUAGAGAACAGAAGACCCUAGUCAAAUGUGCACAAGUAAGUGGAUGGCCAUUAACUGACAAGGGCUCCCUGCCAAAGGCAGUAGUCAGUUAAUAUGAUUUUUAUGUGACCUGGGCUAAAAGUAAUGACUACAAGCAUUAGUGCAGAACAUAGGUACAGUAGAUAAAACCUUUUACAUGGUCACUUAAACAGUUAUUCUUCAUGGCUUAGUAAGUGUCAUUAUUCACCAUUUUCUAUUGUGUGUGGUAAAAGAAAUGGCAAAUUUUGGUGUUUUAUAAAUGUCAGUCCAUGACUAAUCUUACCAAUUACAGUAUUAUGUCUAGGAUCUGAAUAACAGAUCCUUGAAAAGCUUUAACUUGUAUUAUAUCAUAUCAUAUUCAUGGGCAGAUUAUGGUUGUAUAUUUAAAACAAUUAAUUGCAAUGCAAAUUUAUGUGCCAAUUGGAAACAAGUAAUUAAGACAGCCAUGCAUGACAUUGUUGCAUCAAAUAUCUGUACCUUAAUGUUUAUUAAAAUACAUUAUAUACCUUGUAUGUAUGUAGUAAUUGAUGUUUUGAUGUUGUAUUGUGCCAGCACAUGUAGUAUGACUAACUCAAGUAAAUGUUAGUGUCUUGAUGUUAUUUUAUGGAUAUAUUUAUUUCUUACAUGUAGGUGUAGAUAUAAAUGUAGACUGCUGAAUAUUAUUUAAAUUCACUCUCAGUCAAGCCUGCAGCACUGUUGGUCACUCUAUACUUUAAUGUUCAGAUUAUGUUGGUAAAGGUAACAGCGAUUUACCAUGGGACCACUUUACAUUUAUAUAUGAGCCUACUAAUAGAAAUGAUGAGAUCACAGUUAUAAUACUGUAGUAAAGUAAUUGUUUUGAAGUUAUCAGUAAACUACAUGGGUCCUGUAUGAACAAGUUUAUAAUCUGAAAACCAACUCAUAAAUUUAUAGCAAGGACCAGUUAAAGACCAAGGCAACACACAUAGUAAAGUGGUACAUGAACCUACACCAAAAUGACAGAAGGAAAUAAUUGUUACAUUAGUUAUCUGCUCCAGUUAUUUGAUAUAUGUCCCACUGUUCAGUUGGUGUACAGAUCUGCACUACCUGCUCUACGCAUUCAACACCAGACUGCAUUCCUGCUCCAUGUUAGUUAGCUCUUAACAUUUAUAUGGUAUGAUUUAUUAAAAAAUAAGUUGUUUCUUAAUAGGAAUGAACACUGAAAGUCAUGUCUGGUGUAUAAAAUUAGUUGGUGUUUGCAUCUCUGUUACUUUUAUGAUAUUAGUUGUGAUAACAAGAAGAAAUUGUGCACCCAUUGUUUGAUCCUUACUGGGUGGAAUGUCUGUUUUAUCUUUGACUUUAUCUGCAAAGUGUGCAUUUUAUAUGAAUAUAUAACAUUUGAAUAUUUCUAGUAAUAUAACACGCAGGGCAAAAAUUUGUCCGUAGCAACAUUUUGAUAUUUAUUGAGUCUUUUCAACUUAAAAUCAGAAAAAAAUGCUUCCUACAAUUUACUGCUUUUAUGUUGCUAUGCUUCAUGUGUGUGAAAUGGAAUUUCAAUGACACACAGUAGUUAUUAAUGCUCUGUUGUUGUUAUGUAGUCUUACAAUUUUAGUUUUACAGGGUAUGUCAUUUUGUGAAAAUGAGUUGUGUCAACACAGUUAUUCUGUACCUACAAAUGAGGGCAGCAGCAUGAUAUAAGGAUUUAGGAUAGUAACUCUGGAAGCCCUGUGGAUCUUACUUUUACAUUCCCACUUAUAUACUCCUACUUCUGUGUACCUGAGUGUGAGGAACAAAUUUUCAUGUAACAUCUGAGUCUAUAAAUUCUGUCCUGCAGAGGUGAUCUAACUUGUCAGACUGUUUAAUGUAUUUUGCAUUUACAGUUUACUAUAAAAAUAUUUUGUGUAUGGUUAGUCUAGUAUAACAGAAAGAAACUUACUGUAAACAUAUUUUGUGUAUGCCUAAUGUAGUAUAACAGAAACAAACAUACUGUAAACAUAUUUUGUGUAUGUAUAGUCUAGUAUAACAGAAAGAAACUCAUUGUCAUUUGCUUCAGCAAUGUUGAUUGGUGUUCUGUGUAGGUGCACUCUAUAAUUAAUGUGUACAUUGCUUUAAUGAUUUUCUAAAAUGUAUUUUACAUUUUUAUGUUCAUCCUGUAGUUUAGAUCAACAGUUAAAAGAUAACUUUUGUGUUAGAAAAUGUAGCUCAGUGUUUUCUGUUUUGUUAACAUGUGAGAACAAUUGACAGCAGCUAUGAAUUCAAAAAUAUGGAAAGCUGUAAUGAAUGUCAUAUAUUUAAUAAAAGUGAGUGGAUGUUUAAAUAUCAUAUUGGAACUAUACUGAUGAUCCAAAACAUUAUCUUUGUGUAUGUAUAGUCUAGUAUAGCAGAAAGAAACUCAUUGUCAUUUGCUUCAGCAAUGUUGAUUGGUGUUCUGUGUUGGUGUGCUCUAUGGCUAAUGUUUCCAAUACUUUAAUGAUUUCCAAAAUGUAUUUUAAAUUGUCUUUGUUCAUCCUCUAGUGUAGAUCAACAAUGAAAGGAUAAAUAAAUUUAGUUUUAGAAAAUGUAACUCAGUGUUUUGUGUAAUUGUAACAUGUGAGAACAAUUUCCAGCUUCUAUGAAUUCAAAAAAGGGAAAGUUGUAAUUAAUGUCAUAUAAUUAAUAAAAUCAGUGGAUGUU
Schistocerca gregaria is the source of this 10963-nucleotide messenger RNA. Its product is annotated as constitutive coactivator of peroxisome proliferator-activated receptor gamma-like. The coding region runs from base 4222 to 6204 and encodes 660 amino acids. Lineage: Eukaryota; Metazoa; Arthropoda; Insecta; Orthoptera; Acrididae. Gene Ontology annotation, cellular component: nucleus. The transcript is spliced from 12 exons. The record is from RefSeq and is a predicted model, not a curated record.